CACGACCGGAAAUGAGGUCACAGAGGGAAACCCCCGCGGAGAGACGGGGCCCAAAGUGCGGUGGCCGUUGGAGGGGGCUGCGGCAGCCGACGUGGCUUCAUGGAUGAGCUGGUGCAUGAUCUGGCCUCGGCCUUGGAGCAGACAUCUGAGCAAAAUAAGCUAGAUGAGUUGUGGGAGGAGAUGGCUCUGAGCCCUCGACAGCAGAGACGGCAACUUCGAAAACGGAGGGGUCGGAAGCGGCGUUCUGACUUCACCCACUUAGCUGAGCAUACUUGCUGCUAUAGUGAGGCCUCUGAAUCUAGCUUGGAUGAGGCUCUGAAAGACUGUCGGGAAGUGGCCGCAGUCACCAACUUCAGUGACUCUGAUGAUACAAUGGUGGCCAAGCGCCAUCCAGCUCUCAAUGCCACCUUAAAGAGUAAGCAGCACUCCUGGCAUGAGUCAGACUCCUUUACUGAGAAUGCACCCUGUAGACCGCUGAGGCGGAGGAGGAAGGUGAAGAGAGUGACCUCAGAAGUGGCUGCCAGCCUCCAACAAAAACUCAAGGUGUCGGAUUGGAGCUAUGAGAGAGGUUGCAGGUUCAAAUCUGCCAAGAAACAACGGCUGUCACGUUGGAAGGAGAAUGCUCCCUGGACUUCAUCAGGCCAUGGGUUGUGUGAGUCCACAGAAAAUAAUAGGACUUUCCUUAGCAAAUCGGUCAGGAAGGAGAGGAUGGAGUGUGAAGCUGACGAACAAAAACAGGGCUCUGAUGAGAACAUGUCAGAAUGUGAAACCAGCAGUGUAUGUAGUAGCAGUGACACAGGUCUCUUCACCAAUGAUGAAGGUCGUCAAGGGGAUGAUGAACAGAGUGAUUGGUUCUAUGAAGGUGAAUGUGUCUCAGGAUUCACUGUCCCCAAUCUCCUCCCGAAGUGGGCACCUGAUCAUCGAUCUGAAGUAGAGAGAAUGGAUGCAGGACUAGACAAACUUUCAGAUUCCACAUUCCUUUUGCCCUCUCGUCCAGCUCAAAGAGGGUUCCAUGCACGCUUGAAUCGGCUCCCUGGAGCUGCUGCCCGAUGCCUCAGAAAAGGACGAAGAAGGCUUGUUGGAAAGGAGACCAGCAUGAGCACUUUAGGGACUGAGAGGGUAGGCCACAUAAUUAGUGACCCACGUCAGAAAGAAAAGAACAAAGCGUUGACUUCUGAUUUUCCCCACAUUCCUGCCUGUUCACAUGAGUUCAAUCCCCUUUCUCCCCUCUAUUCUCUGGAUGUUCUUGCUGACGCCUCCCACCGAAGAUGCUUACCAGCACACUGUUCUGCCAGACAGGCAAAUGUACACUUGGGACCACCAUGUUCGAGGGACAUAAAGAGGAAACGGAAACCUAUGACCACAGCAUCUCUGUCCAGCCCAACUGCAGCUUUACCUGUUCACAUGGAUGAAGUAGAGGCAAUCCCACCAUCAUCUCAGGCCCAGAAAUCGCCGAAUUCUGAGUGGUCGGUCCGGACCUAUGCAGCAGAGAAAACCACUGGGCCAACUCCAGCUACCUUUUUUAAGAUGCCGCAAGAAAAAAGCCCUGGGUGCAGCUAGAGGGGCAUUUUGCCCACAAAGUGUUGGCUGGAUUUGUUAAAACAUUUUAGACUUUGGAUUGUAUUGUCUCAGCUAUCUUGUUUGGCAAUACCUAUCUCGUCUUCUUCAACGCACUUAUCUUCAACCAUAGCAGCUCGAUCUCUCUAUUGGAAAAUCAUGCCUAUGAUUCAUUUUUUAAAAAAGUAUUAACAUGUUGGGGCAGUUUUAAAAAAAAAUUCUUGCUAUGCUGUAUUUAUUAUGUUUAUCUGUCAUUGUUGUCCCAACAUCAAUCUACAGCUACUUUUACAGAGCUGUUGCUUUUUUGCAGAUGUCUGUCUUUGUUGUUGUGAAACUGGUGACUGCUUUUGUGUCUCGUUUUGUGGCAAGGCUGCCAGUACCAUUUGAAGAAGAGCUGUCUUUGCAGCUAGCCCCAGGCAAGGGUGAGAACUGAGUUGAAGGCUAGCAUGAAAUCAUAGUUGACCAGGAGGUGGGAGACCAAAAUAUGGGGCUGAUUUCAAGGCUGGAACUUUGGAAUUUUGUCUUUCGGUGAUCUCAGAACACCAGGACUCAUCAGCCAACGCUGGAUCUUAGGAGAGACAUGGGCCAGCAGCUUGGGACUCAGAAAAAGUUAUCCUGUCCUGGUAGAUGUCUUAACAUUGCUCACGAUUAUGCUGUUCAUUGCCUUCUUUUCUGUGUUCUUUUCUUGAGCAAGAAAUCCCAUAAACAUGUACAGAUUAGCACAAUGAGGAUAACUUAAGUGAAAAUCACAGCUCUGAAGUAUUUAGUGAGAUAUUUAAAAAAAUUUCAUUUCCCAAGUCAAACCCUUCCUUUAGCAGACCUUUUGUCAUGUGAGUUAUUGAUCUCUCAAGCCAGUAACCUUAAUUAAGCUCAUAUGUUGGUAUAACAACUUUUUUGGGCUAUCUGCUUUUUUGGUAAAAAUUUCUGUCAUCUCCCUUCAUAUUUGAAGCUGCAUUGUGAAAACCUGUAGUCAUACCUGAGGUUAGUUGCAAUGCUGUCGACGUGAGGGAUAAGUAACUAAUUGGAAAUGGUGAAGGGAGGCUGCCAUUUCCAAAAGUAGUAUUAGAGCCACCUGUUUAAGGGGCUUGAUUAACUUAAAGGUACUCACUGAAUAUUUUCUGAGUACUUUAUAUUGUGAAACGUGUAAGAGUAAAUUGUAAAAGAGUAAACAGUCUCUUACAUGCAUACUACACAGAGUACAUUCUGUAGGGACUCCCUCUCAUAUCUCUGAUUAUUUUCUGUACUAAAGUAGAUGUUGAAGGGAGACAAGUACUCCCAUUUCCUGAAGCCCAGAAGCUUUUCUAGUAUUAGAUUAUAAUUAAGGAACUCCCUUACUGCUUUCCCUUUUCAAAUCAUAUUCUUUUAUAUAUUUGAGAGGGGCUCAGGGCCCAGCUGUUUUCUUUUCUCUGUAGAAGUAUGUGUUGUCUAUUGUGUUCUGAUACAAAGAUGAAGUAGAUGGCACCUUUGACUCACUGUCAGUAGGGCAUAUAGUUUGUGUUUUGAUAAAAGAAGGGAUGGGUUAUGGCCUUUUUGUUAACUAUGACACAUUUAGUCAAUGAUGGGUUUGUGGCCAUGGAAUGUUAUUUUUCCUUGUAGCAAACCUACUGGCCUAUGUGCGCAGUUGUAUAGUUGAUAGAGUGCUGGACUUGGAAGUGGGAACACCUGGAUUUGAAUUCUGCCUCUGAUGAUUAUGCCAUGUGUGA
Messenger RNA from Vombatus ursinus (common wombat), 3260 nucleotides. It is a transcript of the gene GPATCH2L, whose product is annotated as G-patch domain containing 2 like. The transcript is spliced from 10 exons. The coding region runs from base 100 to 1560 and encodes 486 amino acids. Lineage: Eukaryota; Metazoa; Chordata; Mammalia; Diprotodontia; Vombatidae. The record is from RefSeq and is a predicted model, not a curated record.